Messenger RNA from Antechinus flavipes (yellow-footed antechinus), 10176 nucleotides. It is a transcript of the gene SLC60A2, whose product is annotated as major facilitator superfamily domain containing 4B. The transcript has 6 exons. The coding region runs from base 1 to 2010 and encodes 669 amino acids. The record is from RefSeq and is a predicted model, not a curated record. Lineage: Eukaryota; Metazoa; Chordata; Mammalia; Dasyuromorphia; Dasyuridae. Gene Ontology annotation, biological process: transmembrane transport.
AUGUCGGGGGAAGCCAGAAUCCGUAGCAGUUCUGUGAACGGGGCUCGGAGGGCUAGUGAAGCUGCGUAUGCAAGCGAGGCGGUGUCGUGGCGCAUGCGCCGCCAGGAGCGCGUGGGCUGGGUAGCGGGGCCCUUGGGCUCCUCUAGGAAUGGAGCCUGCAAGCCGAGGGCAGCUUCGCCUUUGGCGACUCCGCGUGGGGCCGCGGGGGCGGGUUGGGAUGCAUUCCCAGAGGCUCAAUAUUUAUACGGCCGGCUCUCGGGCGCAGCAGACCUGGAGGAGCUGGAGCUGGAGCGCGGCGGGGCCCCGGCCCCGGCCGGACAGCGGCUCCUUCCCGCGGGGCUCUCCGAGGCUGGGGAAGUGCUGGGGACGGACGCCAAGGUGUACGUAGUCGGUGGCGACGGCGGGAGAUGCGGGGCCGGUAACGUGUUCCGCUGGUUCACUUCCAUUGUGCUGUACGCUGCCUUCCUGGGGCUGGGUCUGAGUGUUGCUAUAGUAGGACCCACAUUUCAAGACUUGGCUGUAAAUGUGAACCGCAACAUCAGUGAUAUUUCUUAUAUUUUUGUGGGCCGUGCAUGUGGAUAUCUAGGUGGUUCUGUGAUAGGUGGAUUUCUCUUUGACUCUGUGAAUCAUAAUUUAAUUUUGGGAUUAUCAAUGCUGGGGACAUCUAUUGGUCUCUAUCUUGUCCCCUUUUGCAAGAAAGCAAUAUUACUGGUUGUUAUGAUGGCAGUCUUUGGAAUUUCUACUGGAAUUUUAGACACAGGUGGCAAUGUCCUCAUCCUGAAUUUAUGGAGGGGUGAAGCAGCCCCCCAUCUACAGGCCCUGCACUUUACUUUUGCCUUGGGGGCCUUUUUGGCCCCCUUGCUGGCCAAGUUGGCCUUGGGCAGCACUGUGUUCUCUGACCACCAUGGGACAGCUGGCGUGGCAAACUACUCAGAGCUCCCACAGCCCCCUGCAGCCAACUUAGAUGCCAUCUUUGGAAUACCUGCUAAUAAGAGUUUGCUGUGGACUUACGCUGUUAUAGGAACUUAUAUCUUGAUAAUGUUUUUCUUCUUUGUUGUUUUAUUUUUCCAAAAAAAUCCGAUUCAAGAGAAAACAAAAGCAGCUACUGAGAGAUUUCGAACUGCGAAAUACCAGAAUGUCCUUAUUGGUCUCCUUUUUAUAUUCUUCUUUUUUUACGUAGGAGCAGAAGUCACCUAUGGCUCUUACGUUUUCUCUUUUGCAACACUCCACGCUGGCAUGAGUGAAAGCCAGGGGGCGGGCUUGAACUCUGCCUUCUGGGGAUCGUUUGCGGCCUGCAGGGGAAUGGCGAUCAUUUUUGCCUCAUAUCUGCAGCCUGGGACCAUGAUUGUACUGAGCAAUGUGGGCAGCUUGCUUUCCUCUCUGGUUCUCGUGAUUUUUGAUAAGAACCACAUUUGUCUUUGGGUGGCUACUGUGAUGUACGGGGCUUCAAUGGCCACCACAUUUCCUAGUGGCUUUUCUUGGCUUGAACAGUACGUGACUAUUAAAGGCAAAUAUGCUGCUAUGUUUGUAAUUGGUGCUGCCCUGGGAGAAAUGGUCAUUCCCGUGGUGGUUGGCUCUCUCCAAGGAAAGUACCCUCAUCUUCCUGGGGUUCUGUAUGUUUCACUGGGGUCAGCUAUUGCAACAGGAGUUUUGUUUCCUAUCAUGUACAAGCUGGCCACAGUGUCUGUUGAUAGUAAGAUUCAGGAAAGCAGGAAGAGUGAAGACCAGAAAGCUCUCCUGGCUCCCUCAGGAUGUAAUGAUGACGAUGAGGAUGAUUACGGAGAAGAGGAUGCUGAAGAAGAAUGGAACAAAGUCGACUUUGAAAUGAUUGAAAUGAACAAUACAGUGAGAAAUUCAGUAAUAGAGACAUCCAGAAAAAUUUUGAGCGAAUCUCGCACAGAACUCUCUAAACAGUUAUUAUCAAAUGACGUACCAUUUAGUUCUUCUCUGGUUGUUCCUGGUAACUCCACCGUGAAGCCCCUCAGCCUUGACAGGGAAAAAAAUGACUAAUAGUAAAAGACGAAUUGGUUGUUGAUUUGUUGUAACAACCAUUGACUCUAAGGAGGCAGAUCAGAGUAGAUCAUUAACAUUGUCAAAUACAUGUUAGGGCUUGACACUUCCAGCUCUGAUUACAACAAAUGAAAAAUUCUGGUGUUUCAUGUCAGUCUAGAGUCUUUGACAAUGAAAGAAGGUCAAGUAUGGUCAGGUGUAAGUGACUUUAGCAUAAAGUAAUCUCCUCCAUGCAGAAUAUACUAAUUAGGCAUAUUUAAGAAAUUUCUUACUAGCAUGAAUCAUUUAAAAGUGAUUAAAGAGUAGCAUAAUUACCAAAAUUCAGGAAACUAUUGGUAGAAUUGGUAAAUAGCCAACUCUAGUUGGUAUGAAUUGAUAAAACUUUGUGAAAGAAUCGACUUUUUGCCUCAGAAAACUUCUAAAUAGACACUUCUAUUUAAUUUGGUUCAAAUGCUGGUGAUAGGUUCUGGUUUCUGACUCAAAAUACAUUUCCAACAAUAUUAUGUUGUAAUGGAAAGGAUCCUGCAUUGAGAGUCAGGAGACUUUGGCUCCAAUUAUAACUUGUAGCAAAUUAGCUCCAUGAUCUUGCCUAAAUCACUUAAUUUCUCUCAUUCUUAGUUUUUUUACUUAUAAAAAUGAGAAUGUCUGAUUUUGAUCGCUAAGGUCUAAAAUUCUUUGUAUGGUAAUGAGAUAUUCUCCAAAAGAGUAUUAUACACUAAUUUUAGUUAUGCAAAUUGUCAGUAAGGACCUUAAGGAGUAGUGGAAAGAAGAGAGAGAUGACAAAAUCAUUUUAAGACUGUACUUUUAAUAACGAAUUUGGUGGCUUGAAAGUUUCACAGAUUUUAAUGUUUAAUACUUUUGAGUUGUCUAAUGAGGACAUCCUAUAACUAACUCAGCUGUCAAGAAGUUUAUACUGUUGACAAUUACAUUUAAAAGAAAAAAAAGCUACUGAAAAAUCAGUAAUUUAUUUUUCUAUGCUAAUUAUUUUUCUUUGAAUUUGAAGGGAGAAUUUGCAUAUCUAAAUUUUUGCAUUUAAAAAGUAGCUUAGUAUAAGAAAGGACCCUUCCAAAGGCUCAUUAGUUAGUUCUGCUACAAUUUUGUUUCUAUGCUUUGCAAGUCUAGAAGCUCAGUUAUAUUUCUGUGUACCUAGGUUUUGGUUGAUAAUCACAUUCAUAAGAGGCUGAGCUAUCAAUCUAGAAUGCCAAUUCAAUUAGAAUAAGGGAUUUGCCUUUGAAGCCUUAUAUUCCUGAUGCCUUUCCAAGGCUAGCCUCUUCCUGUUGUUGCAUACCCAGAAAACCAGAUGAAAUUUUAGAAUGCUACUCAGUGACUCUGGGGUCCAUGAAGAAGAAAUAGAGCAUUUUUCAAAGGCUGUUUUCAUAUAUAUAAAAUAGAAAACUUGAUAAGUUUUCCUUCACAGUGGAUAGUCUGGAGAAUCCUACAUUAUUGACUUCAUUUAAAGUGUGCCUUUUCAUGAACAUUAUGGUUUUUCCCUAACUGACCACACUUUCGAAUUCUCUAUUUCUGCCUUAGUACAACAUGCCUUUCUUUCAUCUAAUUCCUGUGCUUCUGAGUGGUGUACCUGUGCUGACUUCACAGUGAACUACUGGUGUCUAGCGCUCCAAUAUGUAUCCCUUUUAUCAUCUUACCUUGUUUCUAAAGCAGACCAGCCUUUGAUCCUCUGAAAGUUUUUACUUGUUGGCUACGUCAGGCUACAUUAAAACCUUAAUCUUAGGCAAAGAGUGAUGAAAAGUAUAAAAGGGAAGAAAGACUGUCCUAUGCUUUUUAUAAUUAUCCUUGUCCCCGAGCUAAACCUCCAAGUUUACAGAUACCUCAUUUGCUCCUCGGUCCACAAACUGGCGUAUGGGGUAUCAGGGUAAAGCAGUAAUUAUAUCAGCAGCUGAGUGGAAAGGGUUAGACUGAGCUGGAAAAUGGCAUUUAUCAUACCUUUUUCGUAUCUCCUCUCAGAGGAUGAAUGGCAUGGUUGUCUGUGGCCCAGGAAGAGAUGGGGAAAAACAAGAUAACAGGAAAAUAUAGAAAAUACAUAGAAUCUCCUGAAAAGAUACUUACCAUCAUAGGCUACAUUUUGGGUAGCCAUGGUAGUUUUAUAUAUAUCCAGAUCUAGAUUGUAUUUUUCAUAUUGUUAAAAGAAGAAUUGAAACUAUAUAGCUAGAACUAGAUUGUAUUUUUCAUAUUAUCAAGAGAAGAACUGAAAUUUAGAUUACUAGGAAUUCAUGGUGAUAUUAAGAUCACUUCUCUGGGAAAUGGAUAGUGAUACCCAACAUCUGUAUAAUCAAAAGCUUAAGCAAUUUAGGUAUUCAGGGUGCUUAAGAGAGUUGAAGAUUGUAUUGAAUGAAAAAAAAAAUAAACUGUGAUGUAAUAAAUACUUAUUAAGCACUUAAGAGCUGUACUUCUGUCACCCUCCAUUUCCCCAAAAGAAGUCAGUUCAAGAGUUACUGUGAAGGAUUUCUCUAUCCUGAAAAUAAACCUCUCCUCCCUCCCCAUUUAGUUUUUUUCUUUUAGUUAAGUGAUCCUAAAGCAUUAAUAAAAAGAUAAUUUUAUUACCAAUUUUGGUAAAUACAAAGUUACCAGUUGAUGUAAUUUAAAAACCUGUUGCCUUAAAAAGUACAUUUACAGUUAACCUAUUAUUUAAGAACUGUUAAACAUAUGUCUUAAACAUCUAAUCAAAUUUUAGUUUUGAAAUUUCAAACUUUUUCAUGGACUUCUGAAUAGUGUGAAGUUGGCAGAAAUUGUAUUUUUCUGAAGUUUAUUCUGUUUAAAGUAAUUAGAGAUUCUUAUUUAGAAUGUGCUGGUACUAUAGUUGAUUGUCUGGAUUGAAAGAUUUGUGGAUCCUAUAUUAAAAAAACAAAAGACAAUCGUCCACCUAAACCAAAAGCAUACCACUUGUAAUUGGAAAAAAGUUGUAAUUGCACAUUCCUAAGAUAAAAGUGCUAGAAGUUCAGAUCUUUAUAUUUCAUUUUUGCCAGAGGCAUUAUCUUUGCCAGAGGCAUUAUGCUAAAUACAUGAAUUAAGAAAUUUCAUUUAACCAGAACAAGCCCAUAUGCUAGCCAUGAUCUCUAAACAGGGUUAUUUGUAACAUAGCUCUUUAAAAAGUGCAUAAUGGAGCUUAUCGUAUCCCUUUCUGAGAUGCUGCACCCGCAGGGUUUCUUUGAUCUCAGUUUACUCUUUUAGUAUAAUUGCCUAUGUAAUUUAAUUGAAUUAGAAAUUUCCCUGUUAAUCUCCACCCUGUCUCAUCCCCUCUCCCCCAAAACCAUUUAUCCUGUAAUGCUGUAUAUGUUUGGGAAAAUUUGCAAGUUCCUUAAGAUAAAUUAGCUUUGGAAAAUUACUGGUCCUUUGCUGCUUAUUAGCAUUAAAGUAAAUACCUUCAAUUUCACUUAGUUGUUUUUUCCCCCCAGAAAGUUACACAGAGUACUAACUUACAUUAUUUCUCUCAUUUAUCAACAAGGAACAAAUAUACCCAUUUUCCAAAUAGAAAGGCAAAAUCAGAGAAAAAGGACAAUUCUAGCCAGUUCGUUUGGAAGAUAGGAGAGAUAUGAUGAAAGGGAAUGAUAUCUACUUUGUCUCUUUUCCUUUGAAAUUCAGAGUCCUAGGAAAUCACCAACCUUGUGGGAUACUCUGUUAUUUUCAGAGUAUUUUCAAAAAUUUUCCUAAACUUUUCCCUAAAUGAGUGUCAGGUGUUGAGACCCUUCUGAACCCCAUUCAGAUGAAUAUUUUGAAAUUAAUGGUUACAGGCUAGAGAGACUAUAACCUCUUAAGUAUUCCCUACCCCUUCUCCACGAGUGUGAGGAUGUUUACACUCAUCUGAAUGGAAUUUAGAUUCAGUAUAGAAAACUUUACAUUUUUUGUAAGUGCUAUAAUUUUGUGGGGUUUGUUAACUGGGACUCAUUUCUUAUUACAAAUAGUGCUGGGGUUUUUGUGGAUUAUUAUUGAAUCAGAUUUAAAUGGUAAACUUGUUAGGAUUUUUUAAUCAAAUAUACCUGUGUUAUCAUUAUUUGCUUGAGUGUUUUACCUCUCAUUACCAAAGUGAGCAUCUGUGUACUUUUAAAAUUUGAAACAUUUAUAAGUGAGCUCAUUUGAAUUUUUUUCCCAUUUUGCAUUUCCUGACACUGAUCAAAUUUAUCUGUUAACAUAAAAAUUGUAUAAGAGGUCAUGAACUUUAAUAGUGUUUUCUAAAAUGAAGCAAAUGACUAGAAUUUGGAGAAGUAAUUUUAGAAUAAUUUUACAUUUGAUCUUUCUCCCCCUGGUUUUCCAUUUUCACAUUUCUUUUGAGAAAACAUUAGCCUGUUCUUAAAAAUUACAGAAACUUUUUUUCCCCCUAGGCAAUUGGGGUUAAGUGACUUGCUCAAAGUCACACAGCUAGUAAGUGUUUAAGUGUCUGAGUAGAGAUUUGAACUCAGUUCUUCCUGACUCUAGGAAUUGUGCUCUUUCCACUGCACCACCUAGCUGCCCCCAGAAAUCGUAUUUUUCAAAAAUUAAAAUUGAUUUCUUUCAGUUGUGAAGCAUUUUUUCCAAACCCCAAGCACCACACUUGGGGAAAAAACCAAACCAAAUCUUUGUUAAUAAGCAUAGUCAAAACAAAUUCCCAAAUGUGUGUUUUGGUCUAUAUACUAGUGGAUCCUCUUUGUUGGGAGAGUGGUUCCAUCACUGAGCCUCUGAAAUGGUAGUUGGUUAUAAUCAGUCAGGGUUUUUAAGUCUUUCAAAAUUGUUUUUACAGUGUUGAUAUUAUUGUAUAAAUUAGCAGCCUUGUUACUAAUGAAAGCAAAGUACAUUGGAUUUAAGGAAAAGAAAUUUAACAAUAAUUUCGCCUGAAUGAUACACAAUAUACAUGUACAUAUUUAUGUAUAUGUGUGUACAUAUAUAUGUAUAACCCAUAAAUAGAUAUAGUGUGUCAUAUGUAUUAUGUGAUUUCUGGAGGGCCUUGUACAAGCCCUUUAAUUACUUCCUACCUCACUCAGCCUCUAUGUGUAGUGAAUGUUGAGCUCUUCCAAUGAAAGUGCAUCUCUAGCAGCCUUGUUAUAGUUUCUUUUCUCCAGGUAGUGGAAUUCACUUAAUUUUUAAUAUAGACAUCUGAUCAUUCAAACAAUCUAAUUCAGAAUCCUUUUUUUGGACAUUAGCAUUUUGAAUAAUUGAGUUUUCAUUGCAUUCUUCAUUACCUAAUUGAGAAAAAAUUGUACUAAAUUACAAAAAACUGGACUAAGUAUUUUUUAAAAUUUUAAUUUAAUUUAAUUUUAUUUUUUUUUUUUGCUGAGGCAAUUGGGCUUAAGUGACUUGCCCAAAGUCACACAGCCAGGAAGUAUUGUGUCUGAAGUCAGAUUUGAACUCGGGUCUUCCUGCCUUCAGUCCCAUGUACUAAAGAGGUAGUGCUCUAUCCAUUACAUCAAUUAGCUUCCACUACAUCAAUUAGCUGCCUGGUAUCUUUUUUUUUUUUUUUUUACUUUAAUUUAUAAAGAAACUGCUUGUUUACUGAGAAACAUGCAACCUGCCCUAAUGUUCUCAACCAGAUUGCAAUUUAAAUAUAUUGAAGUUAAUGGAAUUCAGCUUUUCAUUUAGUAACCUUUAGAAAUAGACUAUCAUCUUUAGAAGGUUGUAAUUUUGUAGUAUGUUUGAUAAUCAGUACUAUUUUGCUAAAUGUCUUAAGUUUUUGAAAGUUUCUUUCAGAUUUCUUUUCCCCCUGAGAUCAAUUUAAAUUUGUCUCCCCAUAUAUCUUCCCAUAUAGGUUUUGGCCAUACUGUUUUUAAAGUCUGCAGUGUGAUACCCCUUUCCUGCCAGUGGCUUACAAUGGAUAUGUUAUUUUACUGUUGUUCCUUUAAGUUUAUUAUUCUUUUAAAAGAAAUUUGGGCUCAUGAUCUCUAAAAGGAGUUCUUCUCCCCUUUAAUGCCAUUUGGUUGUGACUGAAUGGGGGGAACAUGCAUAAGCAUUGAGGUUUGCUGGGUGAAGUAAGUGAUCCUAAAGUCAGACUCUUUAAUAUCUAAACAAAUAGUAGAGCUUAUGUAGUUCUGGCUUUUGAACAUUUUGCUUUUAUUUUUUGUAAUCAAGCUUUUUUCUUCCUAUAGAAAUUUGAUUUCAAGGGAAGGGUACAAGAAAGGGGAAGGGAUUCAAAGGGAGGAGGGAGAGAUACUAAAGAGGGAGAAUUGCAUGAUGUAAGUGGGACCAAUAAGUUUAAUACUAGAGAAGAAGGGAAGGAGGGCAAGAAAAAGAAAAGUAUAAUCUGGGGAUAUUGGGAUGGCAGAAAAUACAGAAUUAGUAAUUUUAACCAUAAAUGUGAAUGGGAUGAACUCUCCCAUAAAGAGGAGGCAGAUAGCAGACUGGAUCAAAAGUCAGAACCCUACAAUAUGUUGUUUACAGAAAACACAUUUAAAACAGGGAGAUACAUACAGAGUAAAGGUAAAAGGCUGGAAUAGAAUCUAUUAUGCUUCAGGUGAAAUCAAAAAAGCAGGGUUAGCCAUCCUUAUCUCAGAUCAAGCAAAAGCAAAGGUUGAUCUAAUUAAAAGAGAUAAGGAAGGAAACUAUAUCUUACUAAAGGGUACUAUAGACAAUGAAGCAAUAUCAGUAUUAAACAUAUAUGCACCAAGUGGUAUAUAAAGGAGAAGUUAAGAGAGUUGCGAGAAGAAAUAGACAGCAAAACUAUAAUAGUGGGAGAUCUCAAUCUUGCACUCUCAGAUUUAGAGAAAUCAAAUCACAAAACAAAUAAGAAAGAAAUUAAAGCGGUAAAUAGAAUAUUAGAAAAAUUAAGUAUGAUAGAUCUCUGGAGAAAACUGAAUGGUGAUAGAAAUUUGAUUUCAACAGAUUACUAUAUUGAGACAAAAUUAUUCCUAAACAAUUUUCAACUGAUUUCUGCUCAUUAAUAUUUCAUGUAAAUUUUCAAUGUAUAAGUUGGAGUACAACUUAGAACAAAGAACAAUAAUGUUUGUUUUCUUAUUUGUAGAAUUCAGCAGUUUGGAAUAGAUUCUCUCUGAAGACUCUUUUAGUUCUAAAUUUAUGUACUGAUAAGCACUUUUUUAAAGAGACUUGGUUAUCCUGUGACUAUAUUCCCAAAGGAGAUGUAUUGAUUCACUUGAAUUAAUGUGAUAUGAGUUUAUUCUGUCCCUUCUUAUACAUGAUGUAAAAUAUCUGAUCUUACUAUAGUUGGUGGUUCUGCCAUCUUGUGUUUUGGAAUUUUAAUUAUGAUGUUCCACAGAAUAGUGGAUAAGUUAUUGCUAAGCAGAAUUAAGGAAAGCAGCAUCAGAAGUCUGGGGUGUUCUAUGGAUUUUAUUUAUUGCAUAUUUUUACCAAUUUCAUUGAAGUCCUUCUGGGAUAUACCACCUUGAUUUCAUUGGAUAUCAUAGGUAAUGAAUGCCCUUUGCUAGGAUUUGAUUUCCUCUGAGAAAAGAUGUUCUCUCCAGACAGGAUGUCAUAUCCUGUGGCAUUUGCCCAUCAAUGAUACAGAAGAAAUCCUAAUUUGUAAUAGAUGUGUUGAGAACUAAAGUUGUUAUAGCACUAAAAGAUUUUAAGUCCUAGUCAAUAAUCCUUUUCCCCUCCCCCUAAACAAAAUAUAUGACAAUAUUCCAAUAAUAAUAAAAGAUCCUGCACAGUUUUUGGGGAGUUUACUAUAAUAGGAUUUAACCUAUUCUACAAAAGCUAGUCAGGAAAAUGAGUGACUUUGUGCCAUGUGUUUGUGUGAAGAUGUUUUUCCCUCUUUGUACAGUCUUGAUGUGACAUUACAAUGCCACUUUGUACAAUGCUUUUUGAUGUUAAUAUAGUGAAAUCCACAUUCUUUACAAUAGUAGAUGCUUUGAAAGCUGGCUUUUGCAUACAAUAUUGUUAAUAGGUCUAAGAUGCAUCUGUGGGUGAAUGACACGGAUUGCAGGAAUAUUCUCUGCACACAUAUUCCUAUUUUAUUAAACUGGGUUCUUGCUGACUCUAGGGCUGGUGCUCUUUCCACAGCAUCACCUAGCUGCCCCUGGAAACCUCAUUUUUCAAAAAAAAAAAAAAAAGAACUAUAAAAACCUAUUAAGAUUUUAUUGCAUUCACUUUUUAAAAUUCUUUUCAGUAGAUAGAGGAGGGAAUGAGUGUGAUUGAUUGGAUUUAUUACAUUUGCCUUUGAUUAAUGUGUUUUGACUUUGUAUAAUUGUGAAUAUUUAUUGUAAUAAAAUAUUGGCUCAGGUGAAA